This is a messenger RNA of Budorcas taxicolor (takin), 4773 nucleotides long. RefSeq names its product phospholipid-transporting ATPase IB-like. Bases 1 to 4773 code for a protein of 1590 amino acids. Gene Ontology annotation, cellular component: plasma membrane. Lineage: Eukaryota; Metazoa; Chordata; Mammalia; Artiodactyla; Bovidae. Gene Ontology annotation, biological process: neuron development; phospholipid translocation. The transcript is spliced from 40 exons. Gene Ontology annotation, molecular function: ATP hydrolysis activity; magnesium ion binding; ATP binding. The record is from RefSeq and is a predicted model, not a curated record.
AUGGGACCUCAGGCUUCCAGUCCAACGACUGGCUCGCACAUCGCAGCCUGGCCCCGGGGAGCCCACGGCGGCGGGACCAGCCGUCCUCGGGCUGUGGUCCGAUCACUGUCGCCCGCGAACUUCGGACUUGGCGAGGUCCCCGGGAAGCCCCUGCGCGAGGGUGGCGGGUCGAUCCGUACAGCCCACAUUCCACCGAAACCCGCCCGAGGGCCUCGCGGGAAGCCGGCUGAAGAGCGCAAGCCCCAGGUGCCAGCAGAGGGCGCGCCGCCGAGGCGCCCUGGCGCCGACUGCGCAGGCGCAGGGCUGACGCGCGGCGCUCUCAAGCUUCUGGGGCUACUGCUCUCGCGUGACAAACAGCUCAUCCUGAGGAGCUCGGGGACCUGUUUGCUUCUCUGGGGGCUGUCGGAGGUGGAGGAAAAGAUGGGCUGGAGGCAGUCUCUGCAAGGAGCAGACGUGCCAAUGGCCCGCACCAUUUACCUCAACGAACCCCUUAGGAACACUUUCUGCAAAAACUCCAUCAGCACAGCCAAGUACAGCAUGUGGUCAUUUCUCCCUCGAUAUUUGUAUCUGCAGUUUAGCAAAACUGCCAACGCCUUCUUCCUGUUCAUCACUAUAUUGCAGCAAAUUCCAGAGGUAUCUCCGACGGGAAAAUACACAACUCUGGUGCCUCUGCUAGUUAUUCUUGUAAUUUCAGGCGUUAAAGAGAUUGUAGAAGAUUAUAAACGACAUAUGGCAGACAAAUUAGUUAACUCAAAGAACACAAUAGUGUUAAGACAGAAUGCAUGGCAAAUGAUUCCAUGGAAAGAGGUUAAUGUUGGCGACAUUGUGAAGGCCACCAAUGGGCAGUUCCUUCCUGCAGACAUGGUCCUGAUUUCUUCCAGUGAACCUCAGGCAACAUGUUUUGUUGCAACAUCUAAUCUGGAUGGAGAGACGAAUCUAAAAAUACGGCAGGCUUUAUCAGAAACAGCUACCAUGAAAACAGAAAAGCAAUUGUCAAGCCUAUCUGGAAAAAUAAAAUGUGAAGAGCCUAAUUUUCAUUUCAACAGUUUCAUGGGAACUUUGUACCUAAAACAGAAAAGCCCUAUUUCAAUUGGGCCUGACCAGGUCUUGCUGAGAGGCACACAGCUUAAAAAUACUGAGUGGAUCCUGGGCAUAGUCGUUUACACUGGAUUUGAAACUAAAUUCAUGCAGAAUGCGGUCAAGUCACCCCUCAAGAGAUCCAAGGUAGAGAAGGUGACCAACAUGCAGAUCCUGGUGUUGUUCCUGCUGCUCUUGGUCAUGUCCUUGGUGAGCUGUGUGGGAGCCAUAUACUGGAAAGACAGAUACAGAGCAGAGCCCUGGUACCUCGGGAAGAAAGAUUAUCACAGCUUUGGGUUUGACCUUUUGGUAUUCAUCAUCUUAUACCACAAUCUCAUCCCCAUUAGUCUACUGGUCACUCUGGAAAUUGUGAAAUACAUUCAGGCUCUGUUUAUAAACUGGGAUGAAGAUAUGCAUUUUAAGGGAAAUAAUGUCUAUGCCAUGGCCAGAACAUCCAAUCUUAAUGAAGAGCUUGGGCAGGUGGAAUACUUAUUCUCUGAUAAGACAGGAACCCUCACUUGCAAUAUUAUGACAUUUAAGAAGUGCAGCAUUGCUGGUAUAAUGUAUGGUCAGUCUCCUUGUUUCAUCUCAGAUGCUUACGAAUUCAAUGACCCAGCAUUGUUGCAGAACUUUAAGAAUGAUCAUCCCACGAAAGAGUAUAUAAAGGAAUUUCUUACCCUGUUGUGUGUGUGCCACACUGUUGUUCCAGAGAGAGAGGGAAACAACAUAAGCUACCAGGCCUCCUCUCCAGAUGAAGCAGCUUUAGUGAAAGGAGCCAAGAAACUUGGCUUUGUUUUCACUGCAAGGAUGCCGAACUCGGUCACCAUAGAAGCUAUGGGAGAAGAACUCACAUUUGAAAUUCUUAAUGUACUGGAAUUUUCUAGUAAUAGAAAGAGGAUGUCUAUAAUUGUCCGAACUCCUGCAGGACAGCUCCGGCUCUACUGCAAAGGAGCAGAUUCAGUGAUCUAUGAGAGACUUUCAGAAAAUUCUCUCUUUGUGGAGGAGACACUCGUCCAUCUGGAAAAUUUUGCUAGAGAAGGUCUGAGAACUCUGUGUGUUGCCUACAUAGACUUAACUGAGAUAGAGUAUAAGCAGUGGCUGGUCAUGUAUAAGAAAGCCAGCAGAGCGGUACGAGACAGAAUACAAAGUCUGGAAGACUGUUAUGAUAGUAUUGAAAAGAAGUUCCUACUACUUGGAGCCACAGCUAUUGAAGAUCGCCUUCAAGCACGUGUUCCGGAAACGAUAACAAGUCUAUUGAAAGCGAACAUAAAAAUAUGGGUCUUGACAGGAGAUAAACAAGAAACUGCAAUUAACAUAGCUUAUUCCUGUAAACUGUUAUCAGGUCAAAUGCCUCGUAUCCAAUUGAAUACAAAUUCAUUAGAGGCAACACAACAAGUGAUUAAUCAGAACUGCCAAGAUCUUGGAGCACUGUUGGGUAAAGAAAAUGACCUGGCCCUAAUCAUAGAUGGUAAAACAUUGAAACAUGCCCUCCAUAUUGAAGUCAGGAAGUGCUUCCUUAAUUUGGCCCUCUCGUGCAGAACAGUAUUAUGUUGUAGGUUAUCUCCCCUCCAGAAGGCUGAGAUAGUGGAUGUGGUGAAGAAGCAGGUGAAGGCCAUCACCCUGGCCAUUGGGGAUGGUGCCAACGAUGUGGGGAUGAUCCAGACGGCCCAUGUGGGUGUGGGCAUCAGCGGGAAUGAAGGCAUGCUGGCCACCAACAACUCUGAUUAUGCCAUUGCUCAGUUUAGCUACUUGGAGAAGCUUCUGCUGGUUCAUGGAGCUUGGAAUUAUUUUCGAGUGACCAAAUGCAUACUGUACUGUUUCUAUAAGAAUGUCGUGUUAUACAUCAUCGAGCUUUGGUUCGCCAUUGUUAAUGGAUUUUCUGGGCAGAUUAUAUUUGAGCGUUGGUGCAUCAGCUUGUACAAUGUGAUUUUCACGUCACUGCCACCCUUUACUCUUGGAAUCUUUGAACGGUGUUGUAGUCAGGAGAGCCUGCUCAGGUACCCACAACUCUACAGAAUUUCUCAGACAGGUGAUAUUUUCAACAUAAAGGUGCUUUGGAUUCAAUGUAUAAAUGCUAUUGUCCAUUCAUUCAUUCUCUUCUGGUUGCCUGCAAAAAUGCUGGAGCAUGAUAUGGUCUUGCAAAGUGGUUACACUACAGACUAUUUGUUUCUUGGGAAUUUUAUAUAUACGUACGUUGUUGUCACUGUUUGUCUGAAAGCUGGUUUGGAGACGAUGUCUUGGAAUAAAUUCACCCAUUUGGCCAUCUGGGGCAGCAUAAUGAUUUGGCUGGGGUUUUUUGCGGUUUACUCCUCCCUCUGGCCCACUGUGCCUGUUGCUCCUGAGAUGACAGGACAGGGCAAUACGGCUCUGGUGUGUCCACACUUUUGGCUGGGCUUUUUCAUAGUCCCGAUUGUGUGCCUGAUUCAAAAUGUAGCGUGGAAAUCGAUUAGAAACACCUGCCACAGAACUUUGCUGGAAGAGGUUCGGGAGAUGGAAAGCAGUGGAGUUCAGGUGGCUAGAGACCCAAGGAGCGCCCGCAGGUGCGCCAGGUGCGGCGCGGGGCGGGGCCGAGCGGGGAGGAGCAGCGCGCGCUCGGAGAGCGCGGGGGUGCGCGUGGGGUGGAGACCCGGGUGGUUCACUGAGAGCCGGCGGGUCCUUCCAGUUAACGAGGCGAACGCCACAUCCGAGGGCAGGAAGCAGGCCUUCCGAGGCGCCCCCAAAGUUCAAGAGCGGGAGGGCGUGACGGGCUUCGAAAGGGUCGGGGCUCGAACCGAUGCGGGGGCGCCUUGGGCGCUGGAAGGGCGAGACAGGCCUUCCCUCCCUCUGCGCACCCCCUUGCAGCCGCAGGGGAGCAGGUCCUCGGCGGGCGGCUACGGGGAGCGGAGACGGAGGCUCCCAGGUCUGGCUGAGCUUCAUGAGAGUGGCCAGGACCCAGAAAACCGCGUCAGCGCUCCGGCCCGGGUCUUCCGCCCGCGUUCCAGCCGGCAGCCCACCGCCCGCGACUGCGGGAGUUCGAAGGUGAAGGGCGGGCGGCCGGGGAGGCCGGAGCAGGGGGCGGUGGUCCAGCGCGCAUGCGCGUCCGCGGCGCCCGCCCCUCUUAAGAGCCCAGCGCUGCCGCCGGGCCCCAGAGUCGGAGCCGCGCGCGCUCGCGCGGGGUCCCUGCGCUCCGCGUCGUCCGCAGCCCCGGGGGGUCAAGACUUCCGUGGGAGGCCCCCGGCUGUGCGCGCCCCCUACCCACCGCCCCCCGCCCCCCACGAGGGCGCACCGCCCCGAGAGAAGGAACGCCGGACAGAGCUGGCCGCGACGGGAGAGCAGAGGAGGGGAGCGGGGCGAGCCGCCUGCCUGGAUCCGCGCCCAGCAGCAGCCGCUGCCACCGCCAGCCCGGCCGGCUCCCGGGACCGCGGCGGGGCGCGCCGGACCCUCAUCUACGUCCCGGACGCCCGCGAGCGUCUGGAGGACCGACCGUCCGGCCCGGAGCGGAUCGUGGGGGCUGUGGCCGGGUGGUGGGGAGGUGCGCUGCCCGGGCGGCGCGGCCGGAGCCAUGCGGACCGAGCUCGGAGCGCAGAAGGCUGGGCGCGGCCGACCGCUGCACUUGCUGCCUGGGGCCCUACGCCCGCUGCCCGGCUUCCUGGGCUCUUCUCACCGCCCGCUCAGGGUAUAAAGGCAAGGAGACGCACUCGGGACCCCUGGGCUUAA